AUUAUGAUUUUAUGGAGACUGCUGAAAAAAGCUUAAUAUAAUAUAAAAGAGAAAGAUUUGUAACAAAAUUUAGAAAAGACUUUCGGGAGAAAUUGUUUUCUUAAAAAAGAAAAAAAGUAAUUAUUGACAAAUAGUUAAGAUAAUUAUAAUACUAGAAUAGAAUAAGAAUCAAUUAACAAGUGUUGAUGAGAGUGGAUAGAAUGAUUUUUAGGAGGACUAUUAUAUAAUUUAAAAAUUAGAAAAGGAGAAAGCAUAAUCUUAAAUAACAAUGAAAAUUGAUACUAAGUAAAUUGAGAGACAGAUUGAAAAAUAAUAAUUUGAAAGUGAAACAGAGAUGAGUUUUGAUAGUGAGAAUUCUCAAAGAACUGAUUAUGAUGAUUAUGAUAGUUUGGAUGAAGAUACUUCAUAAUAAGAGGAAUAUGAGGAAGAAGAAUAUUCUAAUAAAGAUAGUGAUGAUUUGAUAGAUUUGAAGAGUAUUUAAUAAAAUUAAUUAAAUUUUAAUUAAGAUGAAAUAGAAAUAGAUGAUAAAGAUUAUGUAGGGUAAGUUAAUUAAAAUGAUAUGUUCACAAUUUUCAUAAGAUAACAUGAAAAAUUGAUAUAAAAUAAAAAGGAUGAAUAAUAUUGA
This is a messenger RNA of Paramecium sonneborni, 625 nucleotides long. Lineage: Eukaryota; Ciliophora; Oligohymenophorea; Peniculida; Parameciidae. The record is from the annotation of a GenBank genome assembly.